GCUGAAGGGAGAAUAGAUGUAGCACCAAGCGGCGAGUACCCCAAAACGCGCCUCUUCAUUGUGGCUGGGUGUUGCUAGUCGGGCGAGGAAUAGUCGUACGAAGCAUUACUCUCUUCUUAUUACUUUAACUGUACACAAACACACUAUCGAUCAGGUUUUUAAUUGUCGUACGAACGAAUAUUGUGACCAAGUCUUUUCUAUAAAAACAAAUCCAUUAGGUGUUUUCGAUGACGGUAACAAACGCGGCAAUGUCAUUGAACCGGCAGCUCUAACAGUCACGUGUAGUAUUGUCUAGUUCCAUGGCCAUGCGAACACAAGUCCUUGAAGCGUUUGUGAGCAUGCGCAGAAGGACGGCAGCGAGCGGGGCGCGUGGUUGCCAUGAAAGCCAGUGAGAACGGUUGUCCAACAUGGCUACACUGCACAAUGGUGUGUUGGAGCCCAGUUCUCACCAUCAGAACGGCCAUCCCAGUCUUAGUGAAAGUAACGUACCCGUGAAGGACCACGAUGCUAUUAAACUGUUUGUGGGUCAAAUUCCUCGGAAUUUGGACGAGAGAGACUUAAAACCUUUAUUCGAACAAUUCGGUAAGAUAUAUGAACUGACAGUGCUGAAAGACAAAUAUACAGGAAUGCAUAAAGGAUGCGCGUUUUUGACGUAUUGUGGUCGAGAAAGUGCAAUCAAGGCCCAGAAUGCAUUGCAUGAACAGAAGACACUUCCAGGGGUGAGUUAAUCGAUAAAGUUUUUGUCUAACACCUGAAUUUUUCAUGGACAGUUCCUUAAUUGUUCACCCACAUCUGUGAUUGCAACCUUCACUUAUGUACACUGUUGCUUUUAACAUGUGAAAAUGCCACAUCAUUUAUAGAUGUUGGAAAUAAUGAAGUUUUGAUGGGGUAGAAACUGCCCAGUGUGUGAAUUUUUAUUUAUUUUUUAAAAAAGGUUUUACUUUUAUGGAGCCAAUUGAAUCCUCCAAGAGAAUUUUUUUACAAAUUUUCUAGUUGGAAAAUGUGUAAAAUAUGCAUGAUCUGUAGUAUUAAUGGUAUACGUGGAUGAGUUUCGUGCAUAUUGGAUCUACUCGUACAUUUACUAGUUUAUACAAAAUCUGUAAGUAAAUAAAUCGAUGAGAAAUUUAUAAAAUAAAAAAUAACGAUGGUCAUUUUUUCUCGUUACGAUAAAAUCGAAGUUAUUAGUG
Molecule: messenger RNA, 1187 nt
Organism: Centruroides sculpturatus (bark scorpion)
Lineage: Eukaryota; Metazoa; Arthropoda; Arachnida; Scorpiones; Buthidae
Product: CUGBP Elav-like family member 4
Exons: 2
Coding region: 408-728 (106 amino acids)
Molecular function (GO): RNA binding
Source: RefSeq, a predicted model, not a curated record